AUGAUUGAACAUUUCGAAGCAGAUCGUUCUCGAGCUAAGGAAGCGCUCCUUCUCGCCCAAAUUGCUCAGCGCAAGGAUUAUAAUCGAGGCCGACGUGUGGAGGAGUUUGAGGAAGGUGAGCUUGUGGUCCUCAAUCCGCAUUCACUUCAGUUACUCCGCAACGAGAAGGGUCGGGGCAAGAAAUUGCUCAUGAAGUACGACGGGCCCUUCGAGAUUAUCCGGAAGAUAAGCCCGGUAACUUAUCAGCUGCGUCUUCCCGAAUCGUAUGGCAUGCAUCCCAUCCUCAAUAUC
Molecule: messenger RNA, 291 nt
Organism: Schizophyllum commune H4-8
Lineage: Eukaryota; Fungi; Basidiomycota; Agaricomycetes; Agaricales; Schizophyllaceae
Exons: 1
Source: RefSeq, a predicted model, not a curated record